UGGUGACACCUCUCUCAGUCUCUCUCAUUUAUGAUCAGUGACAGUAGUACAAUCUACUUGUGUACAUAUUGGAGUAUAUUGCGGGAGAAUACUGCAAUGUCGUGUGGAAGGGAUGACGAUAUCUCCGUUUAUCUCAGAAUUCAAUAAGUAAACCUUCGGACAUUAUCUACAUUUUUUUGUGACCCUCUCCAACAUGGAAUCCCUCAAGACCGAAAAGAACAGAUCCUUAGAGGUGGCAACCGAAACCGACGGUGUCUCCCUUAGACAUGCGGACGACAUGCUCCUUGCGCAGCUCGGAUACAAGAGUGAAUUUAAACGCGAAUUCUCCCUCAUUGAGACUGUGGCGUUUGCCUUUUCUAUAAUGGGGGUCAUUGCAUCUGUAUCCUCGACAUUAACCUUUGGUUUGGAAAGCGGUGGCCAUGUCGGAAUGGUUUUCGGAUGGCUGAUUCCCAGUCUCUUCGUAUUGACCGUCGCGCUUUCCAUGGCAGAAUUGGCCUCCGCAAUGCCUACGAGCGCGGGACUGUACUACUUUGCCGCAAAGCUUGCUCCUUCUGAAUAUUCUGCACUUGCAAGCUGGAUUACAGGCUGGGCCAACAUAACUGGUCAAACUACUCUGGUCUGCUCUAUCGACUUUACUUGUGCUCAGAUGAUCACAACUGCAGUCUCUGUGGCGUCUGAUGGUUCUAUUGUCCUGUCCUCCGGAGCCACUUAUGGGAUCUUGCUAGCCAUUCUGUUUUCACACGGGAUUGUUUGCUCGGCUGCGACAAGCGUUCUCGCCAGGCUCAACCUUUUCUACGUUUUCAUCAAUGUCGGAACCACGGUCGCCGCCAUUAUUGCUUUGUUAGUCAUUUCGGACACCAAGGUCUCAACUCGGGAUGCUUUCACACUUUUUGAAAACAAUACUGGAUGGUCUGAUGAUGGUUGGGCAUUCAUACUCGCAUUCACUGCUCCUAUGUGGACUCUUACUGGCUACGACUCUGCCGCGCAUAUCUCUGAAGAAGUAGCUGGUGCAGCUAGAGCGGCACCCAUCGCGAUUCUCGUUGGUGUAGGUGCAACAGCAAGUCUCGGAUGGAUUCUCUUGAUUGUAGUUUCUUUCGUUACCCCUUCAAUCAGCAAUCUCCUAUCGUCUGAUCUGCCGUUGCCUAUGGGGCAAGUAUUUCUGGACGUGCUUGGGAAGAAAGGAAUGUUGACGAUAUGGAGUUUGAUAAUUGUUGUCCAGUAUGUUACUGGCGCUGCGCAAGGUGUAGAUGCUUCUCGUGUCGUUUUCGCGUUUUCACGUGAUAAUGCUCUUCCGGGUUCUCGCUGGUGGAAACAGAUCAAUUCCUACACUCAGACACCUGUAAAUGCCGUAUGGCUCGUAAUGCUCAUAGCAGGAAUAUGUGGGGUUCUUGGGUUUUCAGUCACCGCAUUGAAUUCUUUAGCUGGGUCUGCCGUCAUCGGUCUCUACACAUCCUAUACAUUCCCUAUAUUUCUGUCCGUCAUCGGUGGUCGUGAAAAAAUUACUCCUGGGCCUUUCACUCUAGGACGACUUUCAAAACCUAUAGGGUGGAUCGCGGUGACCUGGGUGACCUUCAUCGUCAUAAUGCUUUUAUUCCCCCCCGGCUCACGUACUACAGGUUCAGAUAUGAACUAUUCAAUCGUGAUAAUGGGUGCAGUUUUUGUUUUCGCGACAGCUUGGUGGAUUUUCUCUGCCAAGAAGUGGUUCCAUGGGCCUAUCAUAAAUGUUGACGGUUUGAGUGUUGGAGAGAAGGAUGAUACUCCCGGAGAGAGUGUUGAAGGACAAAUAUCAAGCUCAUGAUUUUACAAAGUGAAAUUCAAUGGAAUAUGCUGCCUCGUCUGCUUGUUUGCAAUCAAUGCUGUACCUCUGAAAACAUCAACCGUCAUUAGACUAUUCCCAACGUCCAU
Lentinula edodes (shiitake mushroom) is the source of this 1905-nucleotide messenger RNA. RefSeq names its product amino acid transporter. The coding region runs from base 194 to 1798 and encodes 534 amino acids. Gene Ontology annotation, biological process: transmembrane transport. Gene Ontology annotation, cellular component: membrane. The record is from RefSeq and is a predicted model, not a curated record. Lineage: Eukaryota; Fungi; Basidiomycota; Agaricomycetes; Agaricales; Omphalotaceae. Gene Ontology annotation, molecular function: transmembrane transporter activity. The transcript has 13 exons.